AUGCCACCGUCCGUCUUCCUCCCACCACUCCUCCUCGUCCUAGGACUGGGGGGGCCGGGGGGGGCCGCGCUCUCCUUCCCCCAGGAUCUGGUGGCCCGCAGCACCGUGGGGCUCGCAGGCACCGCCACCUACCCCCGCUUCAGUGGCCUCCGUGGUGACAACGUCACAGCCCAGCUGGGCCUCGGCUUCCAGCGCAUGCUGAGCCUCAACGGCACCCUCUUCGUGGCAGCCCGGGACCACGUCUACGCCUUCGACCUGGCGCAGGACGAGCGGACCCUGUACCCUGCACGGCACCUCACCUGGGAGGCACGGGACAGGGAGCACUGCGCCAUGCGGGGCAAGCGGCAGGAUGAGUGCUACAACUACAUCAAGGUGUUGGUGCCGCAGGACGCCCGGACCCUCUUCGCGUGCGGGACGAACGGCUUCAACCCACUGUGCCGCACCUACGAGCUGGGCAGCCUGGUGCAGGAAGGCGAGGAGCUGAGCGGCCAGGCCCGCUGCCCCUUCGACGCGCAGCAGAGCAACGUGGCCGUGUUCGCCGACGGCAGCCUCUACUCGGCCACCGUGGCCGACUUCCAGGCCAGUGACCCCAUCAUCUACCGGAGCCCCGGCCCGGGCGGCCCUCCGCUGCGCACCCUCAAGUACAGCUCGCGCUGGCUGCAGGAGCCCCACUUCGUGCGGGCACUACCCUACGGCCCCUACGUCUACUUCUUCUUCCGGGAGGUCGCCGUGGAGCUCAGCGCCAUGGGCAAGGUGGCGGUGGCGCGGGUGGCCCGGGUGUGCCGCAACGACCGCGGGGGCUCGGCGCGGGUGCUCGAGCGCCGCUGGACCUCCUUCCUCAAGGCCCGGCUCAACUGCUCGGUGCCGGGCGACGCCAUCUUCUACUUCGACGUGCUGGAGGCCGUGACGCCCCCGCGGCGCCUGCAUGGGCGCCCCGCCGUCCUCGCCCUCUUCGGCACCCAGCGCAACAGCAUCCCCGGCUCGGCCGUGUGCGCCUUCUACCUGGCCGACGUGGAGCGGGCGUUCGAGGGCCGCUUCCAGGAGCCGCGCGGCGCCGACGGCGCCUGGGCUGCCGUCCCCGACGAGCGGGUGCCCCGGCCCAGGCCAGGCAGCUGUGCAGGCGCYGGCGCCGCCGCCGCCUUCGGCAGCUCCAGCGACUUCCCUGACGAGACGCUGGCAUUCGCCAAGGCGCACCCGCUGCUGCGCGACGCCGUGGCGCCCGCCACCGGCCGGCCCCUCUUCACCCGCACGGGCAGCAGGCUGACGCAGCUGGCAGUGGACACGGGGCCGCGGGGCAAUGACACCGUCCUCUUCCUGGGCGCCGAGGAUGGGCGGCUGCUCAAGGUGCUGGCGGCGCCGCGGGAGCCCGGGGACACCGGGGACGCACCCGGGAACCCCGCGCGCACGGGGGACACCCCGGAGCCCGCGGCCGAGGCGCUGCUGUUGGAGGAGAUCAGUCUCUACGACCCUGGCCGGUGCCGGGGUCCGCGGGGCGCCAGCCGGGUGCUGGGCCUGGAGCUGCACCCGCCGCGCCGGGAGCUCUACGUGGCCUUCGCCGGGUGCCUGGUGCGCCUGCCUCUGAGCCGCUGCGCCCGGCACGGCACCUGCCGCGGGAGCUGCCUGGCCGCCCGGGACCCCUAUUGCGUGUGGCUGCCAGCCGGCGGCUGCGUCCCCUUCUCCGAGGACCUCCCGUUGGGCUUCGAGCAGGAUGUGGAUGGAGCCYCUGGGCUCGCAGGGACCUGCCAAGAUGUGUCAACCACAGAGGACGGGGACGAGGACUUGGCCCACGGGGUGCGACGGGAGCCGCCGGGUGCCUCGGUGCCGCUGCCGGUGCUGGCGGGCUGCGUGCUGGGCGCCUUCGCGCUGGGCGCACUGGCCGCGGGGCUGCUAGCCACCUGCUCCCGGGGCCCCGCGGUGCCCAAGGCCGCCGAGCCCCCCGCGCCGGCGCCCGCCGGGGCAGAGCCGCCCGCCGGGGCCGCCGCGGACGCGGCCGCUCACUCGGUUUAUCAAACAGACCUGAAUUUGGGGAAUUUGGAGUGUGCUGGGCAACAGAAAACAAACUCACGCACCUGA
Messenger RNA from Nothoprocta perdicaria, 2073 nucleotides. RefSeq names its product semaphorin 6C (gene SEMA6C). The record is from RefSeq and is a predicted model, not a curated record. Gene Ontology annotation, molecular function: chemorepellent activity; semaphorin receptor binding. The transcript has 18 exons. Gene Ontology annotation, biological process: axon guidance; negative regulation of axon extension involved in axon guidance; negative chemotaxis. Bases 1 to 2073 code for a protein of 690 amino acids. NCBI's taxonomy places the organism in Eukaryota, Metazoa, Chordata, Aves, Tinamiformes, Tinamidae.